GCUCUGCUCAUUCUGCACUGGCUGCUGUCAGCACGCAGAGUCUGAGCGGCGAGGCGUUGCACUGUUACUCCACAAAACCGUGUGUUGAUAUGCUAGACAUAACACUAUCGCGAUGGAUAUCGGACUGUCCUAAAAGCCCAGAUGAAAAGCCUUAACCCGGAGCAGAACGGUAGGAAUAUGAAUUCUCUCUGGACUGCGAGAGCUGCGUUGUGCUAGAGCUGGACUCAAAAGAAACAGGUGGCUUUCACAUUGGAUUCCUGAACAUCUGAUUCUGGUCGGGAAAGCAAGAUAAAGACAGAGAGAGAGGCCUGAACAUCUGCUGAACACAUCAGCGGAAGGCUAUCAGCAGGUGGGCUGUAUGCUGUGGCUUUGGAGACAGAGCCAGAGGACUACUUUAUGCCCACAGGCCUCGGCUGUCCAAAGUGGGGGAUGAUCUGGAACGCUUCACACAGGCCUAUCAUUAGGCCAUCGGGGCCCAUGCUAAGGAAUGGAUAGUUUUGCUACUAAAUGUUAGUGUAAAUUCCCUUUAACUAUGGGUCAGCAGUGAAGGAUUGGUCUGGAAAUCCUUUUUUUCCUCGGAAUCAGCUAAAGAAAAGGAACUUUUAUUUGCUUUUUAGGAUUUAUAUAAUUUGAUGUUUUUAAAUGAAUGUCUACAAAGCAUUUAUCGCUUUUAGGUGACUAGCGGUAUAUUACAAAGCAGACUUUUGGAUUUAUGAACAAACAAAGACCAUGGCGGCUACCUAUCGCAUUGUGGUCAGCAGUAUUAACUGUUAUAACAGCGUUGUGAUUGACCGUCGUGUCCAGCACACUGUACACUACUGUAAUGGGCCCUGUGGUGCAAUAAAACAUGGACUGAACUGCACAGUGGCUCACCGCAGCACUUGUGCUGAACUUCUUGACACCCCCAUAUCUAGAACUUGCUCUGACCGGCCCAUCAGCCUUCAUGAGUCCAAAACGAUGGAGCAUGGUGCUUUCUGUGAUGACUACCACCAGGUCGUUCCCAGAGUUAAGAAAGGAUCUGCCAUUCAAACCUCAGCAAGCCUCAAGGAUAUUACAGGGGAAGCUAUCAACCUGGCCAGUGGCAAAAUCAAGGAGUUUUCAUUUGAGAAAAUCAAAUACUCUACCAGCCAUGUAACUUUCAGAAAGGGCCGUAAGGUUCGGCCGGACUCCUUCAGCAGGAGGUCCACUGAUCUAGACAUCAUCUAUGGCCAGUUUGCAGGCAAUGAUGAGAACUGUCCUCCAUUCGGCCUGUUUCAGAAAUCUGUACUCGAGGAGCAUAAGCUAAGUCGCAGUGCAUCCCUAGAGCAGAACUUAAACAAUGUGGCCACACUAUACCUGAACAGCCUCACAGAGGAGAACCUUAUUACCCGCAUACUGGAGAAGACCAAGGCAGACAGCAGUGCCUCGGGAGAAGACAUAAAAGCCUGUCUGGACAUUCUCCUCAAGUGCUCAGAAGAUCUGAAGAAGUGCACGGACAUCAUCAAACAGUGCAUCAAAAGGAAGUCGAUGGGUGGAAGCAGCGACGAUGCUGGGAACCCUGAAGUCAUUUAUAAAAAUGUGAUGGCUCGUUUAUCCAACUACCUAAAGAGGCUUCCUCUUGAGCUGGAACAGGGGCAAAGUGUGAGGCAGGAGCACAGUGAGCUUGCCGAAUUAGUCAACAGCAUACAUGGGCUGCAACAAAUCCCUUUCUCCCCCAUCUUUGGAAAUGAGCAGCCUCCACGCUAUGAGGAUGUUGUUCAAUCUCCUCCGACCACAAAGCCUCGAAUGAAACCCUCCCAUCCACAACCUCCUGAAGGCUCUAGGGAUCUUGCAAGCAGUUUGAAACCCAUUCAGAGCCCCUCGGGUUUGCCAGCACGUACAGCUCCAUCUACUAAUGGGUUCCCACAUGGCAGCUUGCCUUCGACCUCCAGUAGUGGUUCAGCAUCUUAUAUCUGCCACCACACAGUCUCAGCCAGCCGACCGGACACAUUUUCUUCAACAAACUCUCUCUUGUCUAACAGUAGUGAAAACCUCUGUAAGGAUGCCAUGGAAGCUCUGUAUAUUGAGGAGGAGGAUUUGGAUUUGGGAAGGAUUCCGGACAGGGCAGUUAAAGGGGAUGGGAAGCACAGUUGUAGUAUUUCAGAGUCCAGACCAUUCUCCAAAAGACCCACUGGCUACUCCGAGCCUAAUAGUGUUGUUUCAGAUAAACUCCAUGAACUUAGUAGAAAUGGAACUGUGUUCAAGCCUAAAAACGACUCAGUGGUCAACCAGAUGUACUUGCCAAAAAGCACAGAUUCCAGACUGUUUCCUAGAUCAACCUCACACGUUAAUAAAGGGGGAUCCGAUGACAUUGAUAAAUUGCUGAUGGACCUGGAGUGUCUUUCCCAGAACAUGCAAAAAGAGCCCCCACUGCCCCCUAAACUUAAAAACUGUGCCCAGCAGACAGGUUCCCCCCAACAUUUGAUUGGUAACUCGGUGGCUAACGAUCUACCAGUGGCGGGUUUGUCUGGACCCUCGAUGACUAAGCCCUCUAAAACAGGGGUUGAGGCCACCGAAGAAGAUGAUGGAGCUCUGCUUCUCAGGAUUCUUGAGAGCAUUGAGAGCUUUGCUCAGGAGCUAGUAGAGAGUGGAGCUGGUAGAGGAACUCAGUCUAAGGAGCGAGAGGUCAUGCGUCUUCUUCAGGACACGCUAGCCAGCACCAAAGCAGAGGUGGCCCCGCUCCCACUGCCUGUACCUCAGCCUGAGACUGCAUCUACACCAGCACAAACACCUAAAUGCACACCUGCCCCAACACCCUCAAGUGCACAUCCUGCUGUACAAACCCCUGCUUCUACUAUAAGGGACACAGGCUCAACGCUUCUCAUUCAACAGACGCCCGAAGUCAUCAGGAUCCAGCCUGAGAAGAAACCUGGAACACCUCCUCCAGCUCUAGCACCUGCACCCUCCUCGCCAACCCCACGGCCGCCCAGCCCUCCGCCAGCCAAAGUAGUGGCCACUCCCCCACCCUCCUCCAUAAACAUUCCACGCUUCUACUUCCCCAAAGGCCUUCCAAACUGUGCAGCCAACUAUGACGAGGCCAUUGCCAAAAUCGAGGCGGCCUUCACGGAGUUUGAGGAGGAGAAAGCUGACAUUUAUGAAAUGGGGAAGAUUGCAAAGGCUUGCGGUUGUCCCCUCUAUUGGAAAGCACCAAUGUUUAUUUGCGCUGGUGGAGAGAGGACAGGUUUUGUUUCUGUCCACUCAUUCAUUGCAACAUGGAGAAAGUUAUUACACAGCUGCUAUGAUGAUGCAUCCAAAUUUGUUUACUUGCUUGCCAAACCAGGCUGCAGUUACCUAGAACAAGAAGAUUUCAUCCCUCUGUUACAGGACAUCGUGGACACUCAUCCAGGGCUGACAUUUUUAAAAGAUGCUCCUGAAUUCCAUUCCCGGUACAUCACAACAGUGAUUCAAAGAAUAUUUUACACAGUUAAUCGCUCUUGGACAGGCAAAAUCAACAUGACAGAGCUCAGGAGAAGCAACUUCCUCCAGACUCUCGCGCUGCUGGAAGAAGAGGAUGACAUCAAUCAAAUCACAGAUUAUUUCUCUUAUGAGCACUUUUAUGUCAUUUACUGUAAGUUCUGGGAGCUGGACACUGACCAUGACCUCUUCAUCGACCCCAAGGAUCUGGCCAGGUACAAUGACCAUGCCUCAUCAAGCAGAAUCAUUGAGAGGCUGUUCUCAGGAGCUGUCACAAGGGGAAACUCAGUCCAGAGAGAAGGAAGAAUGAGCUAUGCUGAGUUUGUUUGGUUCCUCAUUUCAGAGGAGGACAAAAAGAAUCCCACAAGUAUAGAGUACUGGUUCCGCUGUAUGGAUAUGGAUGGAGAUGGUGUUCUGUCCAUGUUUGAACUGGAGUUUUUCUAUGAGGAGCAGUGCGAACGCAUGGAGGGGAUGGGCAUUGAACCACUGCCUUUCCAGGAUCUCCUGUGCCAGAUGCUGGACUUAGUUAAACCAGAAUGCCCAGGUAAAAUUACUCUACGAGAUCUGAAGCGCUGCAGGAUGGCACAUAUUUUCUAUGACACAUUCUUCAAUCUGGAGAAGUACCUGGACCAUGAGCAGAGAGAUCCCUUUGCAGUGCAGAAGGAUUUGGAAAGUGACGGUCCAGAGCCCUCCGACUGGGACAAGUAUGCUGCCGAAGAGUAUGAGAUUCUUGUGGCAGAGGAGACAGCCAAUGAACAGCUACGAGAGGGAUCUUUUGACGACGAUUACGAGUCAGAUGAGCUCACGGUCUCCUCAGACAUUGGAAAUAAAAUGGAUAAGCUGGUCAUAUCUGAUUUAUCGGCAUAAGUCGCCGUUUUUGUACGGAUAACCACCAUGCCAUAUUUUUCCUCACACGUCAAAAAGGGAAAACAUUUUUCUACAUUUCAUUUAAGGACAUUUGUGUGUGUGUGCAUGUGUGCAAUAGAACUAAUUCUAAAACCAAAAGGCUUCAGACACCCACAAAAAGGCUUUAUGUGCAAUAUGUCUUAACAUGUAAAUGUAAACUCAUCGUUUUUCACUCUCUUACCGAUAAUCACAUCCACUCCCCUCAAACUAAACUGCCGGCUGGUUCCAUCCACCCUUCACAAAGACUUUGAUGUGAAACAAAAGGACUUUUUUAGUAACUUUAGAAAGAGUUUAGAAUGUGCUUUAUUGUGAGUGAAACUAUAUGUAAUGCUGCCAUAUAUUUUUAAAGGGUGGGGAGGAAAACUAGAGAGACUUUAUACUUGUGUGGCACGUAACACACCGAAACUAGUUCUCUCGACUAAAUCAGACAUUUAAUCAUGAGAUCAGCACAUGUCCUAUGCUAUGCUUUGUUGCACAUUGUGUUUAAGGGACGUGGCAACGGUGCAAACGUGUUGCUCCCAGUGGUCACUGAUGGUAUUGCAUGUUGUUGCUUAAAGAAAAGACUAAGUUAUGACUAUUACGGUUUUUUUAACUUAAGACAGCAAACCUCCAUUUACAUAUUUCCAGAUGAACUGACCAGGACAAUCUUAAGACUUGAAAGUGCUUUUUGGAAAUGUCCUUUCUCAGCUAUAUAAUGUGUAGAAAUGGCCAUGCAAACAUGAACUAUAUAUAUAUAUAAAUUCAUCAUGCUUUUCAUCUUUGGUGUACAGAGACAUCUGUCCUGAAGCAUUUUGUGUAUGUAUUUAAUUCACCUGUAAUCAGGUAAAGAGAGCUGUAAAGCACUAUUUAUUUGGCUUGGGCAUUGUUAACGCACUGUUUAAGAUUAUACAGAAGACCACAGUCCUUCUGACCCCUGGUUGACCACUCAUGCUCAUGUACUCUCUUCUACUGUUGACUCAUGCAAUGUACAACGAAUUGGAGUUGCAAAAAUAACCAUCUCAAACUAUUCUGCCUUUGGGCAGUAAACUAAUACCACUCCAAACACCACAGGGCAACAGUGUUUACAGGGAAACCAACAUACGCUUGCUUAUAGUCCUCUGCCAUGGAACUGGGAUUUUGAGAAAGUGUUUAAUCAUCCAAAAUGACACAAUUCAGCUUUAACAAGUGACUGUCUCUUAGUGCUGGCCAGCCUGAUCAGUGUUUUUAAAUGUCUCUCUGUGUGCCUCCACUCCGUCACACUCUUUGGUUUCUGUAAUUAGUGUAAUAUAUUUAUAUAUGUGAAGUGGUUUUGUUUGGCCAGCCAUUUUCAUGGUUUACCAGUAGUUUUUUCUUGUACUGUAGUCUAGCUCUUUUUUUUGACCUAGGACAUUUAUUUUAUAUAGCCACUGUAAAUGUCUUUGUAUUUUAUUUUUCCCAUGUGAUUGACUCUGCCACUGAGUGGUAGGGUAUGUUUAAAUUAUGAUAUAUCUCUAACUGCCAGUGUUAUAUAAUGUGCAUUAAGCUGAGUGAGCAGGGGCUUUAUGAAGGAAUUCAAUAUGAAUUCAUUGACAGGUGACAAUCAACUGGACAUGUUUCUGCCAAUAAUGACAUGCAAGUAGCACUUAGAAAAAGAAAAAAAAAAAACAGCAAUACAAUACAACUGUAGUGUGUUACACUUUUAUCGAGACAAUUAGAUAUUGAGAUGAAAACACAAAGCUGCAACUAAACUUGACUAAUGCUACAAUCCUGGUUCAUUUUGAUCACUAGCACAUUGACGCUAUGCAAAUCUGAUCUUCUGGACAGCUAUUGGCAGCUACAGAAGCUGUAAACAACAAAUCUUGUUAGUGUGCGAUUUUUCUUCUUCUUUUUAUCUUUUUUGUGUUUUAUAUCUUUCUAUGUGUUCUUUUUUUUCUUUUGGACAGGAUAUGUCUUGCUUGCAGAUGGUGAAAGAUUGGACUUAAGUGGCGUAAUCUCUUAAGUGCUUUGAUGAGAUGGCUCUGGUGUUCGCAUGAAUUUUCCCUUUUUUUUUCUUUUGGAAAAUUAUGAAAACAAAUAAAAAUGUCAAUUUA
Molecule: messenger RNA, 6386 nt
Organism: Carassius gibelio (silver crucian carp)
Lineage: Eukaryota; Metazoa; Chordata; Actinopteri; Cypriniformes; Cyprinidae
Gene: ppp2r3a
Product: protein phosphatase 2, regulatory subunit B'', alpha
Exons: 15
Coding region: 730-4299 (1189 amino acids)
Biological process (GO): protein dephosphorylation
Cellular component (GO): protein phosphatase type 2A complex
Molecular function (GO): calcium ion binding; protein phosphatase regulator activity
Source: RefSeq, a predicted model, not a curated record